Molecule: messenger RNA, 1219 nt
Organism: Epinephelus moara (kelp grouper)
Lineage: Eukaryota; Metazoa; Chordata; Actinopteri; Perciformes; Serranidae
Gene: slc51a
Product: solute carrier family 51 subunit alpha
Exons: 8
Coding region: 121-1092 (323 amino acids)
Biological process (GO): transport
Molecular function (GO): transporter activity
Source: RefSeq, a predicted model, not a curated record
UUUGUGGACGCUCUUCACAACUCUGGACAGGAGGCAGAGCGCGGGUCCAGACUUUUGCGCACCGAGCAUCUGCGGAUGUAAAGGGACAACUUUGUGGAAAACCUCCCGACAGCAGCCAUCAUGGAUAGCGGAUUGAACAUAACCACUGACCCGAGCUGCAAGCAGCAACCUCCCCUCGCCAUCGACAUCAUCCUCAAGCUGGACCGCUUUGGCAUCAUCCUGUACUCGGUGCUCACCUUCAUGGCUGUAGUGUCCAUGCUGAUCUUCAUUGAAGAGUGCGUCUACAUCUAUAAGAAAGUGCCCGCCAAUAAGAAGAGUGUGAUCAUCUGGGUGACGGGGGCGGCACCGGUGAUUGGCACCAUGUCGUGUCUGGGAAUGUGGAUCCCCAGAGCCACCAUGUUUACUGAUAUGACCUCCGGCUGCUACUUUGCUGUUGUGGUCUUCAAGUUCCUUAUCAUGAUGCUGGAGGAGCUGGGUGGUGACGAGGCCUUCCUGAAGCGAGCAGGGAAUCAUACACUCAAGAUCAGUACAGGGCCAUGUUGCUGCUGCUGCCCCUGCCUGCCACACGCCGCCAUCACACGGCGCUCGCUCUUCCUGCUCAAACUUGGAUCCUUUCAGUUUGCCCUCCUGAAGAUUGUCUUCACCAUCCUUUCCAUUGUCCUCUCGACCAACGGGACGUUUGACCUUGCUGAUUUGUCCAUCAAAGGAGCUGCUAUAUGGAUCAACCCAUUCGUGGGCAUCUUGACGAUCAUCGCCCUGUGGCCUGUAGCCAUCCUGUUCAUGCACCUGAGGAUUGCCCUGCGCACGCUCAAGAUCAUCCCCAAGUACGCCAUGUACCAGCUGGUGCUGGUCCUGAGCCAGCUGCAAACAGCCAUCAUCAAUAUCUUGGCACUGAACGGAACCAUCGCCUGCGCACCACCCUUCUCCCCCGCAGCCAGAGGAUACAUGAUGAGUCAGCAGCUUUUGAUCCUGGAGAUGUUCAUCAUCACGCUGGUAACACGUUUGCUCUACCGCCGAGAGUAUGAUCCCUUACCCGAAGAGGAAGACGUCAAUGAAAACACAAAGAUGAUUACAAUGCCCCAAUCUGCUUGAGAACUCUAUGAGUGUGUGUGUGUGAGUGUGAGUGUGAGUGCGUGUGUGUGUGUGUAAUUUUUAUUCCCUCCAUGUACUGAUUAUGAGAUUAUAUAAGUCGAUAUGAAUAAAUGUUAUAUAAAUUAUA